AUGUCGGCGUUUCGCUUCUCGACACGACGCAAGCUCGGCCCCCGCAACCUGGCCCUGUUGUCGGCCGUCGCGUUUGCCUUCUUCCUCCUUUGGUUCUUGCUGACGGUGCUGAUCAUCUACGCCGAGGACUGGCUGUUGGGCCCCACGGAGAAUGUGGUCCGCCAGAAAAUGAAGGAGAAUGGCGGCGGAGUUAAGCUGGUGGUCGGGCAUUACAAUGGGAAUCUGCCGAAGGAAAGGCUGGCCAAUCUGACGCAGGGUGAGUUGGAGUUCGAAAUGGAGAAUAAUGUCAGUCUUUCGGGAAAAUAAUGAGUCUCUGUCAUCAAAAAUUGCAUCGCCGCGCAGAGAAAAGGAAUUGUAUUGCAGUAAAUCAAAUUGCGUUUUUCACUUCAACGACGGAUUGGCGCAUCGAGAUUGCACUCAUUAUUUUCCCGGCAGAAAAAUUCUUUUUGGCGGCGCUUUACCUUGACCCCCCUUCACCAUUUGUUCCUUUGUCCCUAACUAGGGAAGUGUACAAACGAACCCUCGCCAAAUGGCAAGUAUUAUACACCAUUGGAAAGCCAUUGAAAAAUGGUGCAAGACACCAUUUUCAUUUUUUGCAUAAUGCCUCAGGGCAAAAAAUUAUAAACGGUUGAUUUGUCCCUACAUUACAGUAUGUCGUCGCGGAAAGUCAUUCUGCAAAAAAUGAAAAUGGUGUCUUCUACCAUUUUUCAAAGGCCAUUCAGUGACGUAUGUCACUUAUCAUUUGGUGAGGGUUCGUAUGUACACUUCCCUAGUAAGGGGUGUCCCCGUGCACGGCAACCCGAAAUAGAAGAAAAAUAUUUCCCGCCCACUUUUGAGUUUCCUCCAAACGAAGGGUCAAAAUUCAGAAAGGAAAUAAAAUAAUUCCGAGAAAAAUAUUUUUCGGUCCGAAAAUCCCACGAAAAAUUCUUUUGUGACAUUUUGUUUGAUUUCAACAGCUACAAAAUGGGCGAAGUGUCGAAAAGAGCCAGGAAACACUUCGGGUUGCCGUGCUGUGUCCCUUCCCGCUACCUAUGCUCCUGCCAUUUUGAACUAGAGGUGGCAAUCGGGCCGGGCCGGGCAGAUUUUUGCGGCCCGGCCCGCGGGCCGAAUUGACCAGGCCGGCCCAGGGCUUUUUCAAAUUUGCUCAGGCCCGGCCCGGCCCGGCCCGGUGAAAGCCCAGGCCGGCCCGGCCCGGUUUGGCCCGCUAAUACAGAAAAGUUGGAUAAAAGUCUUUGCACUUUCUACGAAAAUUAUGGACGUUAUAAGGAAAAUGGUUAACCAAAAACUGGUUAAACACUUUUAUUUACAUAGAGGAUUCAAAAUUACAGUGAAAUUUUUAAAUUUAUCAUAAAAAAAUUCGAAGACUUUUGCCCGACCCUUACAUAUUUGGGUGGGAUUUUACAUAUACAUAAUAAGUUACACAUACAUAAUUUUAAAGGGUAGUAAAACAGCGUAUAAGUCAAAAAAGGUUUAAUCUAAUUUCCAUCCAUUCUACAAAGCAUUUGUACUUUAUUUUGCCGGUUUAGCGUUAAAAAUUUUUACUUAUCUACCUUCCGGGCCGGGCCGGGCCGAAAGUGUCGGCCCGGCCCGCGGGCCGAAGCGAUCAGGCCGGCCCAGGGCUUUUUCAAAUCUGCUCAGGCCCGGCCCGGCCCGGCCCAAUCACCGGGCCGGGCCGGGCCGGGCCGGCCCAGCCCGAUUGCCACCUCUAUUUUGAACCCUUUUGAAUUGUGCCAAGCGCAAAAACGCUUGCGAUCUUUCGAUGCGCGUGCGGAAUGUGAAAUGCAAAAACGAAGCGCGUUGCGACGAAAAGUCUACGCACUAGGCGGGAAAAAUAAUUGUGUCGCGGCAAAAUCGAACUGCCUUUAACUUCAGCGGCGCAAUCUUGGAUGCGACAUUGUGCUCAGUUCCCGACAAACUUAUCGGUCUGUCGGGAAAAUAACGGCGGAUCGUCGCAGCAAAAUGUCUCGCCUUGCCGUUAUCGCGCACCAAAUCCCAAGCCGCGGCUUACAGUCGCAAAGCGAUGAUGGGCGAUUCCGAGGCGCGACGAUCCGCCGUUAUUUUCCUGACGUAGUAAAAAAUUUUUUGACUCACAACAGCAUGGUUGCUGGCCGGACGGUUCGCUGCGCUGAAUUGAAAAGCAAUUUGAUUUUGCCGCGACACAAUUCAUUUUUCUUUUAAAAUACGGAAAAGAUAUCUUGGUUGUUUUCUUACCAAUAAUUUAUUCCAUUAUGUCUAAUUUGAGCAUCAAAUUUCUAUUUCUUUUCUCACCUGUCCCGUCGUGUUUUUUUGCAUUUUUAAUUUUUAAAUUUCAGCCGAGCUAAAUGCCAACAAUUACCAUCCAAUCGAAGGGUAUGGUGAGAAUGGACGAGCUGUGCAAUUGCCCAUAAAAGAGGACUUGGAAUCCGAGAAAACUUUCGGGAUCAAUCAGGUACUAGUCGGGACAAAAAGUCCUGAUAAUUUUGCAUCGUGCGGAUUUGAACGUUUUGGGUUGCCGCUGCAAAAAUCGCGAAAAAAAGUGUUUUGCACGGUGCAUUUGACCCGAAAAGUGCAUUUGCACAGUGCAUUUUGUUUGUUUUUGCCUUAUUGUCGCGCGCGAUUCCCAAUUUUCGAAGCGACAAAUCGUUUUUUCAGAGUGCGACAAAAACCGCGCAAAAUCCGCACGGUGCAAAAUUAUCAGGACUUUUUGUCCCGACUACUAGUAAAAUAGAAAAUUAAAUUGGCCCAAAAAAAAUUUUUUUUGCUUUCGUUUUAUUUUUUUUUUUGUAAAAUACGACAUGCUUUUUGUUAAUUUUCUAUCAGUCUGUCGGAAAAAUAGCGGCGGAUCGUCGCGCCUCGGAAUCGCCCAUCAUCGCUUUGCGACUGCAAGCAGCACCUUGGGAUUUGGCGCGCGAUAGCGGCGAGGCGAGACAUUUUGCUGCGACAAUCCGCCGUUAUUUUCCCGACAGACUGAUAUGUUAGCAUUUUUCAUAAAGUGCAUGGAUACUUUUUCGCUUUCGCACAGUGCAUUUCGAACCUUUCCCAUGCUUGUCGCCAACGCACAGUGCAUUUUUCUCUUUUCGCACAGUGCGAACCUCAAAAAAGCCGUUUGCACUGUGCAAAAAAUUCCCGAAACUCCUGGCGCCGCCGCUGCGACAAGGCCGAAACUUGCUUCUGUCGUAGCGACAUUUCAAAUGCACAGUGCAAACAUCAGAAAAAUCGCGGAGGUUUUUUUCAGCUUUUGUCGCAGCGCACAGUGCGUUUUUCUUUUUUCGCACAGUGCAAGCCUCAAAAAAGCCGUUUGCACUGUGCAAAUGCUCUGCGCGGUGCAAAAUCCACGCAUUUGAAAGUUGAUUGUGUCGCAGCGAUAUUUCAAAUGCACAGUGCGAAAACCAAAAAAAAAAGGUGAAAUGCACGGUGCAAAGUCGGAAUGCUUUUUGUGCACAGUGCGCGGUAUAAAAAAUGUCCAUGCACUUUAUGAAAAUAAUAAACCAGUCUGUCGGGAAAAUAAUGAGCACAAUGUCGCUGCGCCAAUCGUGUCGCUGAAGUAAAAAGCAAUUCGAAUUUUCCGCGACAAAAUUCGCUUUUUCAGCGGAUCCGAUUUUCGAUGCGACAUUGUGCUCAUUAUUUUCCCGACAGACUGAUAACACUAAACUUUCAGUUCAAUCUCUACAUCAGUGACCGAAUUUCGGUCAAUCGAUCAUUGCCGGAUGUCCGAAAAUCGGAAUGCCGAAAGAAGAACUACCCUAGUCCCAGUGACUUGCCAACAACUUCAGUGAUUAUUGUCUUUCACAAUGAGGCUUUUUCAACGUUGUUAAGAACAGUUACUUCUGUUAUAACCAGAUCGCCAAAGGAGGUUUUGGAGGAGAUCAUUUUGGUAGACGACUUUUCUAGUCGAAGUAAGUUAUUUUUUUAAACUUUGUAAGUUAGUGAACAAGAUUACUUAAGGCUGUUGCAAAUACAUACUAAUGGUCAAAAAAGUCUUAAAAAUUUGCCGUUGCGAUAAAAAUCGCAAAAAAAUUUGACCCAAAAAACAGUGUAUUUUUUCUUUUCUGCUGCCAAUUUGAAUAAUGUCUGUCGGGAAAAUUAUGUAGGACAGUCGCUUCUUGAAUCUCCCAUAUCCGCUAUGAAGAUGCAUAACAGCGCGGGGCACUUUACUGCGACGAAUCCACAUUAUUUUCCCGACAGACUGAUACAGAAAAAUUCCAGCCUAUAGUAUAUCAGUCUGUCGGGAAAAUAAUGAGCAACAAAUCACAUCGAAAUGUGAAAUUUGAAAAAAAAAAUUUCAUCGUAUAACAUGUCACACCUAAUUUUUCUCAAUUUGAAAAAAAAAUUUCCAUCGUAUAACAUGUCAACCUCAUUUUUCUCGAUUUGAAAAGAAAUUUCAUCGUAUAACAUGUCACACUUCGUUUUUUCAAUUUUCACAAUAUCAGCGACGCGAUUGGCGCAGCGACAUUGUGCUCAUUAUUUUCCCGACAGACUGAUUUUUAUGAUCGAAUUUAUGUUUUCAGAAUUUCUAAACAAAGAUCUUCAAGAUGCCUUGCGGUCUACGGGCGUGAAAGUCAAGUUGAUCCGAGCGCAAGAGCGGGUCGGCUUGAUCCGUGCCCGUCUUAUGGGUGCUGCCGAAGCCGAAGGCAACGUUUUGACCUUCCUCGACAGCCAUUGCGAAUGCACGAAAGGAUGGCUGGAGCCGUUGCUCAGUCGAAUCAAAGAGAAUAGGUAUGUUUUUCUGUACCGAAAAUCAUCGCAACCAAUUUUAAAAAUACGCUGAAAUCCCAUUUAUUUUCCAGACGAGCCGUGGUUUGCCCGGUGAUCGACGUCAUCAACGAUAGGACGUUCCAAUAUCAAAAGGGAAUUGAGCUGUUCCGAGGCGGAUUCAAUUGGAAUCUGCAGUUUCGUUGGUACACCGUCCCACCAAAAGUGGCUCGAGAGAGAAGCAAGGACCCGACAGCUCCAAUAUUGUAAGUUUACAGCCAAAAGUGUGUGCAAAAUUUAAGGAAAAUCUAAGCGUCGCGCUUUAUUCAAAGGUUUUUUUACAUACAAAAAACAUACCAUUUUGCUUCUGGGAAGUAUCAAAUUAGGUUGAUGCAUAAUUAUCCGGCGUUUAUACUUUUGUUAAUGAAAAUUGCCGUUUUGUUAAUUUUUUUAUAAAAAUAAUCUUCUCUGCUUAGCCAGUGGCAAAAAACGUAUAAUUUUUCAACCGGGAAAUAUCAUUUUUGACCAAGUUUUUACCAAAUCAAAAGCUUUCUUUUGAGCUAAAGUAAACUCUGGUAUCUUUAAAAACCUUAAAAUAUCAAAUUUAAUUUAUACUGCACCUUAAUUAGUAGUUCCAGUGUAAAAAAGGCACAUUUUCAUGGUGUUGCGAGAAAAGUUCUGAGGGUUUUUUCAGUCUUACAAAAAAAUUAAGCAGCUAAUUCUUGCAUAUUCUGAAUCAGAAAAAUUUUGCGAAUUUUUUGAUAUAUGACUCGACCUGUAACUCCAUACCCCAUAGAAGUACUUUCCUUGUGAAAUCAAAGUUUUUUCAUUCACUUGGAAACGGAGGUAUUUUGCUCAUUUUUAAUACUUCCCGGAAGCAAAAUGGCAGGUCUUUUGCCACUGGAUCAGAUACCCCUAUUGUAAUUCCUCCAAAAUUUUCAGGAGUCCAACAAUGGCCGGCGGGCUUUUUAGCAUCGACAGGAAGUACUUUGAAGAGCUUGGAACUUAUGACAGCGGAAUGGACAUCUGGGGAGGAGAGAAUAUCGAGAUGUCGUUUAGGGUAAGUUCCCAUUUUUUUGCAAGAUUUUAUAUGUACCAGAGGAAGAUUUCUACUCCAAGUGCGACCCUCAGAUUUUGAUGAAACUUGGCAGAAAUUUAGGCUGACUUUUUCUAAAAUUCACGCGUGAAUCCUACCUCGCGCUUUGCGGAAACAACCGAGAUUUUUAGGUCGAAAAUCGGCGAAAAUUUGAGAAUUUUAAAAUAUUUUUUUUAAGUAUAUUAAAACUUCUUUUAUAAAAACUUUAUAAUUUUAUCGAAUUUCGGCAUGAAAAGUUUCAUGCCUAUUUCUUCCAUACAGCCUAAUGUUUCCACAAAAAAGCAUUUUUUUUUCCACUAUCCAACUUAUGGCGAAAAAAUGCUUGUCACUCUGGCCGCUCUCCGCGUUUCGCGUACUCUCUCGGCGGCAAAGAUUGUUCAAUAUCUUAUCGGCGUCCAUUUCAUAGAUUUUUUUUUGAUUUCUUCACUGCAAUUAUGUUUCGAAAUUUCCAGAUUUGGCAAUGCGGAGGGUCGGUUGAAAUUUUGCCUUGCUCUCAUGUUGGCCACAUUUUCCGCAAAGCCUCUCCGCACGACUUCCCGAAGGGCUCCAAUUCCGGGAAAGUUUUGAACGCCAAUUUGAUCCGAGUGGCGGACGUCUGGAUGGAUCAAUGGAAGCAUUUAUUCUACAAAACCUCACCGCGUAAGCUUUUAUUGUUUUCUGGGAAAUUUUUAAAAUACGCUUCAAUGUUCUUUUUUUUCAAAAAGUAUCAAAAAAAAAAUCGUUUUUUUCAGAAGCCCUGAAGAUGCGGGAUCAGAUCGAUUCGAGCGAUCGAAUUGAGCUCCGCAAAAGAUUGAACUGCAAAUCGUUCAAAUGGUACUUGGACAACGUUUGGCCAGAGCACUUUUUGCCGGUUCCGAAUGAAAAACCGUUGGUUAGAGUGGGUUUUCUUGGAUUUUUUAAAAACUGCGAAAAUUUUUUUUAUGAAUUUUUUCGUUUUUUCGGUUUAAAAAAUAUCCUUUUUCGAACAAAUUUGUGAAAUUUUUGAUUUUUUAUUUUUUUUUCUGAGUGUGUCCCCUUUUUUUGCACCCCUAAAACUUUCUUUUUUUCAGUUUUUCCACCCAAAAUCCGCCGCCCAAACCUGGCCCAGCUGCCUGCAUUGGGGACACACUCAGAACACGGUGGUCAAAACCGCGACACUGCAGCCGUGUCGCGACGAUCAUUUCGAUCGAACGUUGGUGAGUAAUUUGGUCGUAUUUUAGGUCGCGAACAGCGGGACCGACCGGUGUCUGAACAACAAGCCGGGGCUGGGCGCGGGCACCAAGCGAACGUUGAGUUUGAGUCAAUGCUCCCUCGGAUUUGAUGUCUGGCAGGUAGUUGAAGGGGCUAAGGAUGAUGAAAGAGUUUUUGAAUUGGAUGACAAUAGGAUUGCUUUGGGGGGUUUGGUUUUUAAAAGGUUUUUAGACACCAUUUGGGAAACUGUUUGCUUUUGAGACAUCUCGAAAUAACAGGGGAAUACUCCAAGUGCGAUGCUCAGAUUUUGAUCAAGCUUGGCGCAAAUUUACAAUAGUAUUUUUUUUUUCAAAAUAUGCUGGACUCCUAGUUCGCGCUUUGCAGAAAACACCGAGAUUUUCUUUGAUCGAAAAUGGAAAAAAUGCAACACUUUUUUGCAAAUUUUGGCACAAAAUGAAGCAUAACUGUUUCUGUAAUGCAAAAGGUAGUGUUCGGACAAAAAAUCGAAAUCAAUUUUUUCCUCUCGAUACUGGAAAUGGUCAAAAAUAGUCAAAAGUAUUUUUUUCUUUUCAGUCUCCGCGUUUCACGUACUCUCUCGGCAGCAAAGAUGGCUCAAUGUCUCGGCUGCUUCUGCAAAUCUAUUUUUUUUCACGUCGGCGACGCGAUCGGCGUAGCGACAUUGCUUAUUAUUUUCCCGACAGACUAAUAAAUCAACAAAAUUUUUCUGUUCCUUGAGACCUCUUGUGCACAAGUUUGAAUGUUGUUUGCUUGCCUACACUUCCGAAAUUUACAAACCUCAAAAUCACCCGUCCCCCUGCGCAAAUCUGCUGGUAUUAUCCGCAGCAAUUACCACCUACAAAGUUCAAGGGAGAGAGAGAGAGAGCGACGAAACAAACGAUAUUUUUAUAAACUCGCCGUUUUCGAAUUCCUUUUUUUUGCGGAGCCGAGAGACGCGCGGGUAACCUUUUAUAUUUAUAUUCCACCCCACAGAAACCUGCGCACCCAUUCUUCGAUCGAAACUUUUCAUAACCCCCGCCACUCGCCCCUCUAAAUUGUAUGUGUUUCAGUUAUGGAUCUAUGACAGACGGACGGGGCAGAUCAAGUCCGACGAACAUGUCUGUCUGACGGCUUCGCUGAUCGUGAAUACGCAACAGUGGACGGUGCAGUUGAAGGAGUGCGGAGAGCAUGAGAACGAGGCCUGGGAUUACAAUGAAUAUGUGAGUUUUGGGCUGCGGAAUUUUGGGGUUUACUGCUGAGAAUUUAUGCGAAUACUAGCCCGUUCGCAAAGCGGCUGAAAAAACAGAACAAGAAUGUCUCCCGCCAACUUUUGAGUUUUGUCCAAACUAGACAUGGCUGGGGGGCCGGGCCGGGCCGAAAAUCGCGGCCCGGCCCGGGGGCCGGAAGAGGUCGGCCCGGCCCCGGCCCCCUUCAAAUUUUCUCGGCCCGGCCCGGCCCGGCCCCUGGGGGCCGGGCCGGGCCGGGGGCCGACCGGGGGCCGAAGUGAAAAGAUAAAUACUGCAUUCAUUACGGGAUAUAACACAUUUUUUUGGGGCUUUGGUAGUUCAGCCCCCCACGAAAGGUAGUUCAAACCCCCCACUGUUUUGUCCAUUUCACACCCCCCAUAAUUAAAAAAUUAGAAUAAUACAAAAAAUGGAAAUUAGAGUAAAAUGACCCCCGGCAUUUUAGCUCAAACCCCCAGUUACCGUCCAAAUUCGUUCUUGUGGUUCAGGCAACGAUGGUCGCAGCCGAGAGAACCCAAAAAUGUAGGCGCUUCAGAUUGGAUGAAGGGGUUUAUACUGGGUCAAGGGGGCUGAACUGGACUGGGGGGGUUGUACUACUUUAGCCCCCAUUUUUUUAUUAUAACAAUCGAAAAAAAAAUUUUUGAAACAAAAAAUUACCAACCAUUGCCAUACUUCAAAAGACCCAAUCUUGGUUCUGCGUUUUAUUUUUAUUGGCAAUCCUAAUUUUCGCUUUGAGACUGUGAAUUUUAGUCAUUGGGGGCCGAUUGGGGGCCUGGCGGGGGCCCCCGGUCGGCCCGGCCCGGGGGCCGAAAGAGGUCGGCCCGGCCCCGGGGCCUUUAAAACUCGUUCGGCCCGGCCCAGCCCGGCCCCCCGGGGGGCUGGGCCGGGCCGGGCCGGGCCGGCCCGGCCCACUAGCCAUGUCUAGUCCAAACGAAGUGUCACAAUUGACAAAAAAAUAAAAUAAUUCCGAAAAAAGUAUUUUUCAGUCGGAAAACCCCAUGAAAAAUUCUUUUUGACAUUUCGUUUGGAUUCAACCGAUACAAGGUGGGCAAAGCGCCAAAAGGGGCAGGAGACUCCCUGGGUUGCCGUGCACCGUGCAUGUUGCGCGACGCAAUCCUUUUUGAAACGUUUUGCACUGUGCAAUUUCAUUUCCCACAAAAUUCGCGCCGCCUCCGUUGAGAAAAGCUUGAGUCGCUGCGAUAUUGCAUUUGCACGGUGCAGAAAUUCAAAUGCACGCCGCAAAAAGGGGUUUGUGCACGGUGCGGCCCACGAAAAAAGUCAACGCACUUUUAAAAAAUCGUAAUAUCAGUCUGUCGGAAAAAUAACGGCGGAUUGUCGCAGCGAAAUGUCUCGCCUCGCCGCUGUCGCGCACCAAAUCCCAAGCCGCGGCUUGCAGUCGCAUAGCGAUGAUUGGCGAUUUCGAGGCGCGACAAUCCGCCGUUAUUUUCCCGACAGACUGAUAAUAGUAGUCCGUUUGCAAAGUCGCUGGAAUGAUUUUUGCGACAUGCGCUGUGCAGAAAAAGUCAAGGUGCGAGCGACAGCCCAAAUUCUCGAAGCUUCUGAAUGACGUUUCGUUGCGCGGAGACUAAUUUCAACCUAAAGUUGACUCUCAAAACCUCCGAAAUUGUUCGUCACCCAUAGGUUAUCAGUCUGUCGGGAAAAUAACGUGGACUUGUCGCAGCAAAAAUCUCUCUCAUUGUCGCAGUCGCCCACCACGGAGAGCCGUCGCAAAGCGAUGACGGGCGAUUCCAAGGCGCGACCAAUCCACAUUAUUUUCCCGACAGACUGAAAUAAACACGGCCAUGUAAGACCAAAGAAAAGCGGUCGCAAAUCGUCCCGUUGACCUUCUAGUUUGUAAGACUUCCGACCAAAUAAAUCACAGCCAAAUUGUAAUAAACACAUGGGGGAACUUGAUCAAAACGAUCAUUUUCGAGCGCCUUAUGCGGUGUAAUCUUCUGAUGAUUUUUCUUUCUUAUACAAGCAUUCCAUGAACAGGAGAUUUGAGGUUUUUUCGGAGGCACUUUUAGGCUUACAGUCCCGCGGAUUAGGUGUCAAAAAAAAAUGCGUGUAAGGGUAUCCUGAAUACAAUAUCAGGGCAUUCUGGAUACAGUAUCAGGCUAUUCACGAUGCAAAAAGGCUUCGCGAUGAAAAGUCUAUGCAUUUUAUGAAAAUGCUGAUAUAAGUUGCAUCGGGCUGACGGGAAAAGGAAAAAGUUCCUUUUUCUGGCCACAACAAAGGUACCCUGCGAACUGCGCCCAAGCUUGGGAACUAAAGUUAGGAAAAAAGGCUUCGACCUGGCUGGCACUGAAUUACUAUGAUACCUCUUUAGUUUUAAAGGUACCUACGAAGGCGAUGACGACUCAUUUAGAUCUAUACGGAGACAAUAAGUUUAGUUCCGGACAUGUUUCAUCGUAUAAAGUGUGAAAUCGCAGGCUGCAGCCGUUUUUGAAGGAUAAGGUUGUACGUAAAAAAGAAGGUAAUACAUCACUAACUAAAGCUACUGUCAGCGCAUUGACAACGAUGAAUUGAGCCUAAAUUUGGGCUAAUUCUGACCAGUUUCCGCAAAGUUAUUAGGGUGUCCCAUAAGUCUUGCAAAUUUUUGGGUCGUUGCUUUGUCCGGACUCUUGUAUGCUUUGAAACGCGUUACGGAGUAUGCUGGGUAUACGGGUUUGAAGCUCAGAUAAAGCGCUUCUAAACCAUAUAUGACAAGGCCACAUAAGGUCCACCUGCUACCCACACUGUCCCGAUAUUGUACUAGACAUUAAGAGAAUUUUUUUUGUCUUUUGCUUGCUGAUUUUGGAAUGGAUAUAUGCUUUGUAAAAAAAGAUCUGUUGGCCCACUAAACGUGAAAAUAGGACACAUGAGAGCUUUGGAUCUUAUUCUAGUCCGCGCUACGUUGUGGCCAGAAUAAGGAACUUUUACCCGGGAAAAUAAUGAGCACUCUGUUGCGACGAAAAUCACAUCGCCGCCGGGAAAAUGAACUGUGUCGCGGCAAAAUCAAAUUGCUUUUCACUUUAUUCUCAUUUUUUCCCCGACAAACUGAUAUCUUCAAAAUCAAAAUCUAUGCCGUAUUUUACCUCCUCUCCUCCUUCUAAAUCCCUCUUUUUCAGCGCAAAUCCUUCGCGCAUCGGCAAUCGGGCUACUGUCUGGACGAGCCGUUGGAGAAGUUCGAUGAUCCCGACAAAGUUCGAGUCCCCACAGUAAGACGAUGCAGUCGUUAUUCGGAGAGCCAAAAAUGGGAACUCCGGACGGUGGAAUGGCUGCCCUCGAAUCAUACAAUAGUCUAG
Messenger RNA from Bursaphelenchus xylophilus (pine wood nematode), 11465 nucleotides. The record is from the annotation of a GenBank genome assembly. NCBI's taxonomy places the organism in Eukaryota, Metazoa, Nematoda, Chromadorea, Rhabditida, Aphelenchoididae.